GGGGUGGAUGCCGUAGGCCCGGAGCAGGGGGCGAGGGACGGCCAUCCUGCUGAGGAGCCUGUGAAGUCGUUUUCCAAAUCCCAGCGCUGGGCAGAGCCUGGGGAGCCUGUGUGUGUGGUCUGCGGCCGGUACGGAGAGUAUAUCUGUGAUGAGACGGACGAAGACGUGUGCAGCUUGGAGUGUAAAGCCAAGCACCUGCUACACGUGAGGGACAAGGGAGGGACCCCCGCGCCCAGCAGUACCCGGGAGGCCGACCCCGAGGCCGACCCCACGCCGCCCGCCCCUUACGUCUACAAAGAGCACCCGUUUAUCCUGAGCCUGCACGAGGACCAGGUGGAGCACCUGAGACUGCAGCUGGGGAUCUCCGUUGAAGGGCAGGGAGUCCCCAGGCCCAUCAUCGACUUUGAGCACUGUGGGUUCCCCGAGGCCCUGAAUCACAACUUGAAGACGGCGGGCUAUGAAGUGCCGACCCCCGUCCAGAUGCAGAUGCUGCCCGUGGGCCUGCUGGGCAGAGACAUCCUGGCCAGCGCAGACACCGGCUCGGGGAAAACCGCUGCUUUUCUGCUCCCCGUGAUCGUCCGAGCUUUGUGUGAAAGCAGCUGUCCCUCUGCGCUCAUUCUCACGCCCACGAGAGAGCUGUCCGUCCAGAUAGAGAGACAAGCGAAAGAACUGAUGCGUGGGCUGCCCUGCAUGAGGACCGUGCUGCUUGUGGGGGGCCUCCCCAUGCCCCCGCAGCUGUACCGUUUGCGCCAGCGUGUUAAGUCCAGCUCUCUGCUAUGGCCCGGGAAUCUCAAGGACAACUGUAGGAUGUGCGGGAGUGUGGCGUCCUGA
Molecule: messenger RNA, 831 nt
Organism: Oryctolagus cuniculus (rabbit)
Lineage: Eukaryota; Metazoa; Chordata; Mammalia; Lagomorpha; Leporidae
Source: RefSeq, a predicted model, not a curated record